AGCUUUCAAAAAUCAAAAUUCAAAUGCUCGCCGUCCUUAUCUUCCUCCUUGCUCAACUUUACCCUAUCCUUGCCACCCCAAAUAAACACCCAGCCCAUCGGCGUCCAGCCCAACGCCCUGUAAACCCCAUCGCACCCAAUCGUCUUCCCAAUCAUUCACCUGUCAACCCCAGCAACCUGCCAGCCCCUCGUCACCACCGUCAAACACCUAUCAAACCCACCAGCAACAGAAAUAGAGCAGGUCAUCGCCCGCGUGCGAAAAGGUCACGUGGAAAUCGACUGGGAGGUCGUCGUCGCCGCCGCCACUGGCGUAGAAAUCGUAAUCACUCUCCCGUAAAUCGCACCUACUUGGAAGCCUAUCGACGUCGACACCAUUCAAAGCCCGGUCGUCCCUUACCCAUAAAUCGUGGCAACAACCACCCAAAAGUGGAAAAAAUUCACUCACCCAACAAAAAUAUUAAUCCCCGGAGAGGACGAAGACGAUGGCCGGUGAACCGUCCGGCACCUACAAAGCCCGUCCAUAUGCCAAAUAAACCCAUAAAUCCACCAAAAAAACAAUUGCCUGUAAAACCUAUAAAUCCACCACCAAAAAGACAAAUGCCUGUAAAACCCAUAAACCCCCCUACCAGAAAUGUACCAGUACCUGUUAAGAAAUCGCCUGUAAAUCCUCCCACCACCAAAACUCCGACACCCAAAAGCCCCAUCAAGAACAUUCCAGUAGGAAAUAAGCAAUCACCUAUAAAUCCUCCUGCCACCGAUAAUCGAUCACCCAUAAAUAAUAAUCCUCCUCCCACUGACAACAGCAUUGCACAAACCAGUAAUAAAUCACCUGCAAACGAAAAUCCACCCCCAUCACCACGAAAUAAUCAAUCGCCUUCAGAACCCAAUAAUAACGCCACACCAAAGAGUCCCGCGAAAGGGGAACAAGCCGCGGAUAUACUCGAAUUCCUGGUCGAGCACAACAAAGUCAGGAGCAGUGUAGGCCAACCCUUCUACUUGUGGGACAAAAAAUUAGAGGAUUUCGCACGUUCAUGGGCAAACGAGCGGAUCCAAGACUGCAAAAUGAUCCACUCCGACGGACCCUACGGAGAGAACCUCUUCUGGGGCGGCAGCAAUCGGUGGACAGCAGCAGAAGCGGUGAGAUUGUGGGCGGAUGAACGUCAAUUCUAUAAUGCCGAGAACAACACGUGUCAAGAAGGGAAAACGUGCGGGCACUAUACGCAGAUUGUUUGGAGAGACAGCUACAAGCUAGGGUGUGCUCGGGUUGAAUGCAGAAAAGGCGGCGUCUUCAUCGUUUGUGCGUACGAUCCAUGUGGAAAUUAUGAGGGCGAGAGUCCAUUUGACAUACACGAAACUCAGCAGAGCCCAAGUACUAGUACAGGGCAAAGAUGAUGGAGAAUUAUAUGUUUUGGCAUCCAUUGUUGAAGAAAUUCUUGAUAGU
Carica papaya (papaya) is the source of this 1440-nucleotide messenger RNA. RefSeq lists its product as uncharacterized. The record is from RefSeq and is a predicted model, not a curated record. NCBI's taxonomy places the organism in Eukaryota, Viridiplantae, Streptophyta, Magnoliopsida, Brassicales, Caricaceae. Gene Ontology annotation, cellular component: extracellular region.